CACACACACCAAACCGUAUCUUACGGUUAAUCAAAUACAAACAAAAACCCGCAAAUCCACACAAAUUCAAAUCUAGUUUUUUAGAGAUUCAAAACUCAGUCCAUGCUUCUUCUUCUCUCUCCUCUCUGCAAAUUUGUGCUCAACUCUACUGUCAUUUUGUAUUAACCUUGAGAUCUUCACCAUUUUAUGAGAAGGUGCCUCUCACUUUCUCACUUCCACUAUAUAAUCUCCACCGACUGCAUUCAAUUUAAACGCCUGCAGCUUUUAAUCAAUGCGCUCUGAUCGCACUUCUUAAUCAAUUUCUGCCUGCCAAUUUCUCUCAAUUUCAGCUUUUUUUUGCAAUGGAUAGACGAUUGAUCAAGCCGAUUAGGGCGCCGUUGCUGCUAAAGGAUCAUCUGCUUGAUGACAUGAGCUCGUGCUCAUCCAACGGCUUCAAAUCAUUCCCCCGCCGCCAAUGCUGCACCGCCGUCCGAUUACUCGACGCCACGCGCAGCCAAAAAGCUUUCGUGAAACCGCCCGCUCUCUCGGCUCUCCAGAGCGUCAUCGCCGCCGUGAAACGCCUCGCGAAGUCGCCGGAGAAGAAGAAGAAGAAGAAGGUGAAAUUGAAUCUCGACUCUUUUUUGCCUCGGAGUUUCUCCAAGAGGCUGUUCAGAAGAGGCGGUUUCCGGAGGAGGCAGGCCGAGCCGAAGGAGAUCCAACGGUGGAAAUCGUUCGAUCAGCUGAUGAAAGAGGACGACAUCCAGCCGCCGUCGGAUCGCUCGACGAAUGAUAGUAGCGAUUUCACUGCGACAGAAGGCGGUAACUCUUCUUCAGAAGUAGAAGUAACUUUAAAUUUACCACCUCAGCACAAAAACGGCGUCGUUGUGGGAGCAGAGUCAACUACCUGCAGCGGUGAAAGCUCAGAUACCAACUCUUCAACACAAUCAAAGAAGCAAUGGACAAGUGAUCAAGAGAAGGAGCAGUUUAGUCCAGUGUCUGUACUGGACUGUCCAUUUGAUGAAGAUGAUGAAGUCUCUUCGCCUUUCCAACAUAGACUCGCUCUUAUGGAAGGUAUUGUUAUAGGAACUAGGAAGAAACUUCUCAAGAAGAUUCAGAGAUUCGAGUACCUAGCAAAGCUCAAGCCAGUGAACCUAACUAGACGAUUUGCAUCACAAACAGAAUCAGAUAAUGAAUCCUUGAGUUCCCCUCUCCCACAUUCCUCCACCUCCUCGGAUGAAGAAGAAGAAGAGGAAGACAUAGAAGAAGAGGACAAGGCAAUAGAAUUCCUUGGUCAAGUGAAGGCCAUCAUGCCAUCUUAUGGCCUCAAAAUCAAGGCAGAUAAGUUGAUGCUAGAUUUUUUUAGAGAAAAACUUGGAUGCGAAUCCUUAUUUCAUGAUGCGUUAGUAGAGAUAGCUCGGGAUUGGAUGAAUGGACAUGACCCCCUCGGGUUGUUCAUGGAAUGGGAGGUGGAGAAGAACAGACAAGCUUAUCUUGAAAAUAUGGAAAAUGUUGGAGAAUGGAAAAGAAUGGAUCAAGAAAAUGGGCAGGUGGUUUCGGAGUUGGAAAGUGAGGUAUAUGAUGCCCUAUUGAACGAGGUGUUGUUAGACAUCAUAAGUUAGAAAUAAAAUAAACCUAAGCUAGAAAUAAAAUUAUGUGGCUUCUUUCUCGUGUUCCUUUGUAGGAGGAAAAUAUAGUGGGUUUGAGAAUUUUUGUUUGAUGUUUGGGUAGAGAACUAGGGAGUACUGCUUUAUCCAUUUUUUUUCAGGCCAUGACUAUAAUGACUAGUUUUUCAACCUCUUGUUGACAGGAAAUUUAGUGAGUUAAUUACAUGUUUAUUUCUUUA
Molecule: messenger RNA, 1822 nt
Organism: Salvia splendens (bonfire salvia)
Lineage: Eukaryota; Viridiplantae; Streptophyta; Magnoliopsida; Lamiales; Lamiaceae
Exons: 3
Coding region: 342-1598 (418 amino acids)
Source: RefSeq, a predicted model, not a curated record